Messenger RNA from Fonsecaea pedrosoi CBS 271.37, 1743 nucleotides. RefSeq lists its product as uncharacterized. The record is from RefSeq and is a predicted model, not a curated record. The coding region runs from base 1 to 1743 and encodes 580 amino acids. The transcript is spliced from 4 exons. Lineage: Eukaryota; Fungi; Ascomycota; Eurotiomycetes; Chaetothyriales; Herpotrichiellaceae.
AUGUCGCAACCAAUUCAUUUUGUGCAUGAGACGAAGCCAGGGUCUUCAUUGGAUUCGAGCCAAGUACGUGCUCUCCGAUCACACGUCCGGAAAGUCAAUCUGGAGAGAUCAAACCAGAAAAGCACUCGGCGGCUAGAGAAUUUUCGUUCCUUGACCAUUACAGAUUUCUCAGAGGGAGGCAAAGUGAAAAGCGGCAAGCGAAAACAACCCCCGAGCGCGGAUGCCUGUAGCAGUCUUGAACCGGAAAUUGAAAACCUUCCAUCACGAGAAGGUGGCUCGCAACAGUGCCCCCUGAAUCCCGGCGGUGCUGAUACUCCCUCAACCGCCUUUCAAUUCCUGUCGUCAUCGGCAGGCGAUGGUCCUCCGAGACGAUGCACUUGUGCGAAGACUGGCUCGAAGCCAAGCAAUCCCCAAUUGCCGAGCUCGGGUCAGCUCCCAGUUGUUGGUGCUUCGGCCUCCACCGACGAAUGCCAUCCAUACGCGGCGCAUAUUUCAAAAGCCAUUGAUCUCGAUCCAACACGGAUUGACUACCUUCUCAGGAGCUGUGCCUUUCAAGUGGCGGCCGAACCACUACUUGUCUCAGGGCCUGUCGAGGGGGACUUGACGGCGCUUUCCCUAUUUCCAGAGUGCUUGACUAACUCGGCAUUUCUUUACGCCCUUCUCUAUUCUAUUCUUCACAUCCAUAACUCCUGUAACACAACAAACGAGUCGCUUCUACUCAAGACGAAAGCCAUCGAAUGCCUGAGAGAAGACUUGCAGAAGGACGAUCCCAAUAUUCGAGCACUGUCAAUUGGGACAAUACUACUUCUUUCCUGUGUCGCGCAUCAUUGCGGUGACCUCGCUGAAUCUUCAGCACACUCAGAGGGUCUUUAUAAGCUUCUCGAGCAUUGCCAUGCAGAUGGCACGCAACUACGGUCUGAUGUACUGCACGCAGUUUUCUGGCAACACCUUCUAGGUACCGCGCUCGUGUGCACUCAACAUCAAUUCCAGCAACCAGAUUUCCGAGGCCUUCUUCUCGGCCAAAGCGAAGAAUUUCCUACUGCUUCACUGCCUACCCUACCACUUGGAUUUGUUCUACACGAAGAUGUCAUCAGCAGCGAUGUCUUACUAUGUAUUCGCUACGUCCUUUACCUCCAAGAGCUCGUCGGGAUAGGUGCUACCAACCGGGAGAAGAUUGAAGACCUACAAGCAUCUAUCCAGUCUCGACUUGUCUUCCACGAAGAUAGUUGCAAGAAAAUGGGCCAGAUAGCAGAAUGCUGCCGGUGGGCUGUAUAUAUUGUUUGUUACAUGACAAGCACGCCAACAUGGACUAGCGCCUUUGUGCCGCUCAGGCUGGCAGAGAAGCUCCUGGCACACCUCGCCAAGAGCUUGGGCACAGAUCUGUGGCGCUAUCGACGCGACUUGUUUUUGUGGUUGUUGCUCGUCGGCAUGUCGGUGGGCAAUGGUCGGAACUGUUUCGCCGUGGAGCUUGCCUCUCGGUACCAAGAUUUCACCGACAAAGUAAUUGAGGACGUGCAAAAGUGGGAUGAACUGCGGGAUGGAGCCAAGGCCCUCAACAACGUGGUGAAGCGGUUCAUCUACGCUCAAGACUGGGUUGCCAAAAGACAUCUGCUCCCCCGUUGGACGGAUCUGGAGAUGAGUGUGUUUCUGUGUGGUUCGGAUGAUGUUGACAUUGAGAUGGGAAACGAAGAGACCAAUGCUCUUCUACAAGAGCUGGUGCCGGAUACUAACCUUUUUGAGUGA